This is a messenger RNA of Leptonychotes weddellii (Weddell seal), 5448 nucleotides long. The record is from RefSeq and is a predicted model, not a curated record. Lineage: Eukaryota; Metazoa; Chordata; Mammalia; Carnivora; Phocidae.
GCGGGAGGCGGCGGCGGCAGCAGCAGUAAUAGCAGGAGCAGCAACAGAAGGCGUCGGAGCGGGCGUCGGAGCUGCCCGCUGGGGGAGAGAGAGAGGAAAGAGAAAGAGAGCGAGCGAGCAGAGGAGCCCGAGGCGAAAAAGUAACUGUCAAAUGCGCGGCUCCUUUAACCGGAGCGCUCAGUCCGGCUCCGAGAGUCAUGGCGACCGCAGCGUCUAACCACUACAGCCUGCUCACCUCCAGCGCCUCCAUCGUGCACGCCGAGCCGCCGGGCGGCAUGCAGCAGGGCGCGGGGGGCUACCGCGAGGCUCAGAGCCUGGUGCAGGGCGACUACGGCGCGCUGCAGAGCAACGGGCACCCGCUCAGCCACGCUCACCAGUGGAUCACCAGCUGCAGCAGUGGCUGGAAAGCAGGGAGGAGGGAGGAAGGGGUCGUGUGCGAAGAAGCCGAGUGGUCGGGGUCACCUCCCCCUCCCGCCGACCUGACAGCUCAGCCGGUUUCACAGAACCCCCCCUGUUUCUCUCUGCGCCCCCUCCCCGCCCCCAGACUGCUGAACGAGAGCGAGAAGCGGCCCUUCGUGGAGGAGGCGGAGCGGCUGCGCGUGCAGCACAAGAAGGACCACCCGGAUUACAAGUACCAGCCGCGGCGGAGGAAGUCGGUGAAGAACGGCCAGGCGGAGGCCGAGGAGGCCACGGAGCAGACGCACAUCUCCCCCAACGCCAUCUUCAAGGCGCUGCAGGCCGACUCGCCGCACUCCUCUUCCGGCAUGAGCGAGGUGCACUCCCCCGGGGAGCACUCGGGGCAAUCCCAGGGCCCACCGACGCCACCCACCACCCCCAAAACCGACGUGCAGCCCGGCAAGGCUGACCUGAAGCGCGAGGGGCGCCCCCUGCCAGAGGGGGGCCGACAGCCCCCCAUCGACUUCCGCGACGUGGACAUCGGCGAGCUGAGCAGCGACGUCAUCUCCAACAUCGAGACCUUCGACGUAAACGAAUUCGACCAGUACCUGCCGCCCAAUGGGCACCCGGGGGUGCCGGCCACGCACGGCCAGGUCACCUACACGGGCAGCUACGGCAUCAGCAGCACGGCGGCGACCCCGGCGGGCGCAGGCCACGUGUGGAUGUCCAAGCAGCAGGCGCCGCCGCCGCCGCCCCCGCAGGGCCCGCCGGGCCACCCCGGCGCGCACCACGACCCGCACUCGGACGAGGACACGCCGACCUCGGAUGACCUGGAGCAGUUCGCCAAGCAGUUCAAGCAGCGCCGGAUCAAACUGGGAUUUACCCAAGCGGACGUGGGGCUGGCGCUGGGCACCCUGUACGGCAACGUGUUCUCGCAGACCACCAUCUGCAGGUUUGAGGCCCUGCAGCUGAGCUUCAAGAACAUGUGCAAGCUGAAGCCUUUGUUGAACAAGUGGUUGGAGGAGGCGGACUCGUCCUCGGGCAGCCCCACGAGCAUAGACAAGAUCGCAGCGCAGGGGCGCAAGAGGAAAAAGCGGACCUCCAUCGAGGUGAGCGUCAAGGGGGCUCUGGAGAGCCAUUUCCUCAAAUGCCCCAAGCCCUCGGCCCAGGAGAUCACCUCCCUCGCGGACAGCUUACAGCUGGAGAAGGAGGUGGUGAGAGUUUGGUUUUGUAACAGGAGACAGAAAGAGAAAAGGAUGACCCCUCCCGGAGGGACUCUGCCGGGCGCCGAGGAUGUGUACGGGGGGAGUAGGGACACGCCACCACACCACGGGGUGCAGACGCCCGUCCAGUGAACUCGAGCGGGGGGGAGGGGCAGAGCGCGGGGGCUCCCCCUCCUCUACGGUCCACGGCCCUUUCCCAGCCCCCUUGUUCCCUCUCUAACUUCUGAUUGUUCUUUUAUUUUAAUUAUUAUUUCCCCGUCCCUUCAAAAGAAAAAAUAAUAAUAAUAAGGAAAGCAACUAAGGCACUGGACUAUCCUCUAAACGGUAGCAGGUGUAAUGAUGUGUUUUGACCUUUACAGGCUAGUACCCAGGCAAUGGAGUGGAGUGUCUCAUAGAGAGAGUGAGGAGAGAGUGUGUAAUAGAGAGAGAGAGAAAGAGAGAAAGAGAGAUGGCAAGCACUGAGUUAAAUACCUGGCAAAACUAAAUAAAUUACCAAAAAGAAAAAAAAAAAAACAUCCACCAAACCGUGAUAAACACAAAACAGCUUCCUGAUGCUCGGAGUUGGCACAUGCCGCAGUGUUGGUUUAAUGUGGAUCCUCAUCAGGAAAGAGGGAAAUAUACACAUGUUCUUUAAUGUAGUCAAAAUUUCACCACAUAAAUUUGCACUGCAAGAAAAUUGAAGUUUACAUGAACAAAUUCAUGAACGUAUUUUUCUUUCUCCCACCGUUAAUUUUGAAAUUGCCGGGUUUUGUUUUGUUUUGUUUUAUUCAGCAGAGAGAGUUGAAGCCAGCUCUUGGCUACUCUCCAUUUCCAAUGUUCUCGUGUUGCCCCUUGUUCUUCUUACUGUUUGUGAACUUUGGUUACCUUCGGUCCCCCCCACCCCAACAUUGGUGUAACAUCUAUUUGCUUCUUUUACCAAAGCAAAAAUGAUUGGCUUCGUACAAAAUAAAUCAUUCUCUGCUUUCAGGAAACGUGCAUGGUCUACCCGCUUUAUCCAAGGCAAGAAUCCGGUUUGGAAUACAAAAAUGAGUCAAGCAUUGGUUUUUGUUACCAGCCACAAAGUAAACUUCAUUUUCAGGCAGUGUUUCUGGGGGAGGUUGUGGAGGGGAGAAAAAGAAAAAUCGAUAGUGAGUGACUGAUUGCUUCAUUUUAUCAGGCGGGCCCAUUGUGAAAGAGCUCAGAGGAAAUGUGGAGGUUAAAUAUAUUUCCAGAGUUGUCCAACAGAAAGUGGCACUUUGAAGAGAACUAGGGAAAUAUAUAUCUUCAGAAACCCCUGUAUAGUUCUCUGCCUUCAGUAUUAAUAACUUGACUAUGAGGAAUUAUUUGUGCUGAUAGCAGCAGUUAAACUUUGUUCCUCUAAUAGCUUUUUUUUUUUAACAUAAAGAAAAUAAUCUGGGAACUUAAUGGUGUAUGCAUAGACUGUUUCUUACCACCAAAUACCCACAUGCAUACAGAGCAUAUCUCCACUCUAGACUGGUUUUGUCUUCACUAGCUCAUUUGUUUAUCAAAUCGUAUUUAAGGUCCCACACCCUCUUCUCUUAUAAUUUAUUACGGAAAAUACCAGUUUGACCUGGACAGCUUUUUCCCCCUCUUUCACUAAGGAAGCCAAAUGAACUGGGAAAAAAUGCUAUUUUCUAUCCUUCCUUUUCUCCCUUUGUUAAUAGUUUUAAGUGCGUUUUUACCUUAUCUUGAUGGAAAAUGGUUAACUCCCAUAACAAAAGACUCUACUGGGAAGUGUAGGUGAAAAAACUUCUAACUGUAUUGAAAAUAAAUACCAUUAAACUGUGAUCAGUUAAAAUAUUUAAAAAUAAUCAGCACAAAGGGCGCUCAAAGGGAAAACACUUUUUAUUAAUCUGAAAAGUUUGGGGCUUUUUUUCUGGUUAAGUAUUAGACAGAUUUUUAUUUAAAAAAUUAAAUUCUCAAUACCAUAAAAUUAUGGUUCAGCAUCAGAUUAGCAUUGCACUCAGUAGUUAAGGUUUUAGGAAAUAUACUUUAUAUUGUCUUUUCAAACACCUGUGAUUGUUUCAUUUUCAAUGUUUUUGCAAGAUAAAUGAUGACUUAUAAUGGGCAUAUUUAUUUGCCUGUAUUUCAUUUCCCCCAACGAAUGUCACAAGGAGAUGGGCACGGAGCUGCUGCUUCGGGGUGCAUCACGCUGCUUGUUCCUGAGGUGUGGGGACUGGCCUUUAGUGAAGCAAUCCAGAGCAGGGCAAAUAGCCAAUGGUAAAGGGAGGAAAUGAAUUUUCAGAUUCUUAUUACCAAGUGGGUAAGGUCAGAUGCUGGAGUUCAGGGGACGUGUCUAUAGGUCCUCUAACUCUCAUAGGUUUACUAAGAUGAAAGUUACCACUGAACCUUACCACUAUGUAUAUAUGUUUAAUAUCUGUCUUUUGAAAUGCAGAAAUAGUUUAAAUGUUUCUUUGUCUAUUUUUCUUUUUUUUAAUGCUACCCAGGGAAAUAUUUUCAUAUCAUUUUUAAGUGGCCUGCCUCAAUGUAUAUUUAUUUCUUUUAAAGCAAAAAGGUUCUGGAAACUGUUUUUCUGUAGCUUUAAAUGAGUAGAUGAGCAAAAUCUAUAUGGGAUGUAAUUUUUUUGUUCAGUCUCUUUAAGAAUAUUUUGUUUUGGUACAUUUGGUUGUGCUUGUGGGGAAAAUAAAAACGCAGAGAUCCUUAUAUAUUUAUGUUAAAGUAAUAUUUUAUUAUCUACAUAAAACAGAAAUGCACAAUACCUUCAUAGUUUGUUCUAAUUAUUGAAAUAUCUUUAUUUUAUUUUUAAAGAUAGUGCCAAGUUUUAAGGGGGGAGAAAACCCUAGACCUUAUACUGACUGAGUUGAGUUGUGUGUAAAAUACUUCCCUUCCUUUAUACUUCAUAAAGUUUUGGAAUAAAUUUUAUGCGCAUACUGCCAGGUUUCAUGUUUAUAACUCUCAGAGCCUUUUUUUUUUUAAGAGAGACUACUGUUUUGAUUCUAAUUCACUUUUCUUUGCAAAAAACUAUCAGUUCCAGACCUUUCAGUCACUACACCUAUAGCAUUAAACUGAAAUGGUCAUUGGGUUUGAGCUUCCAUUUGUUUGCCAUUUCAUGGUCCGACAAAGAGAUGUUUGUAGCCUUUAAAUAAAUGCAAAUAUCCCUACAUCUUCUUUCUCGGUUACCUUUACCUUAACUGAUUGUGCUUUUUUUUUUUUUUUUUUGAAGAGCAUCAGUGGAACUAGGUGGACUUUAAUCUUUACCCACAUGUCCUCACAUAAUUUGGGAUCUAAAAAACAAAGCUUAGUUAAGGGUGUUAUUCUUUUUAAUAAUUAACAAAUAUCUUUCAACCAAGAGUAACUCUGACAAUAUGCAAGAUGUGUGUUUACCAAGUGAUUAUUGGUAGGUCCCAUGUAUUAUUCCUGUUAGGUUUACAGGGGGAAAAAAUGGAUUUUGCAAUGGUUUAUACAAUAGUGUCUGUUUCUCUUCAGGCAAGCAAACAGGCUCUCACACAGGGCAAGGAAAAAAAAGGAAAGAAUGUAUGGAAGACACUCAAGGCUGUGAUGCUAAUCACAGACUGUUUCAGAUAUUCUUAGAGGGAACAUUAUACUUACCAAAAUCAGUGUAAGGUUAGUGCAACAUCCAAGCAGUGUUGAGUUAGUUUACAAGUUUGCUGAUGUAUUUAAAGUCCUCCUUGGAACACUGGUUUAAGUAUAAAUGUCCAUUUUGAAAGGCGGUUUCUGGGCUUAUUACAUCUGAUCAUCUUUUCUAACUCCUAGUCAAUAUUACACAGGUCCCAAACAGAUUCAGCCAAAUGAUCUUAUCAAUAGUCUGAACAAGAAGUGACAGAAAGAAGAAGUGUUUUGUGACCGC